Molecule: messenger RNA, 1123 nt
Organism: Pimephales promelas (fathead minnow)
Lineage: Eukaryota; Metazoa; Chordata; Actinopteri; Cypriniformes; Leuciscidae
Source: RefSeq, a predicted model, not a curated record
CUUCUGCAUUCUCAUGCUCGGAUUGUCUUGACCAUGACUACAUGCCUAAAUGCAUUGAGUUGCUGUCAUGUGAUUGGCUGGUUAGAUAUUUGCACUAACAAGCAGUUGAACAGGUGUACUUAAAUAGCUGGACAGUGUUUGUGAUCAGGGAUGAACUGGUUAGGACUGGAGUCCCUUCUUAGCGGGGUCAAUAAAUAUUCAACAGUUUUUGGUCGAGUGUGGCUGUCCGUGGUGUUUGUGUUCCGUGUACUGGUGUUUGUGGUGGCGGCUCAGCGCGUUUGGGGCGACGAGAACUUCGUGUGCAACACCAGGCAGCCCGGCUGCACCACCGUCUGCUACGACAGCACGUUCCCCAUCUCUCACAUCCGCCUGUGGGCCUUACAGAUCAUCUUUGUCACGUGUCCGUCGCUCUUGGUCGUAGCACACGUCAAAUACAGAGAGGAAAAAGACCACAAUUACAUUGCUGUUCACCAGGGCAACCACUUAUACGCCAACCCUGGAAAAAAACGUGGAGGUCUUUGGUGGACCUACCUGCUUAGCUUGAUCUUUAAAGCCGUGUUUGAUGCUGCCUUUCUCUAUAUUCUUCAUCACAUCUAUAAAGGAUUUGACCUCCCCCGCAUCACCAAGUGCUCGCUGGACCCUUGUCCCAAUACGGUGGAUUGUUUCAUCUCACGCCCUACUGAGAAGAAAAUCUUCACCCUCUUCAUGGUGGCGGCCUCUGUUCUCUGCAUCUUCAUGUGUAUCUGCGAAAUGGCUUAUCUCAUUGGAAAGCGUAUACUAAAAUACUGCAUAAUGUCACAGUCACCACCGCAACUAUCUAAAAGACCUGAUCCCACUAUCUCCAGCAGCCAAAACUUGGGUUCACAAAAAUUAAAGGACAAUAAAAUAGUCAAGACUGUUGAAAAACCUUUACAACCUCAGUGAGAUUGGUCGAUAGAUUGCACUUUAGAAUGAACUUUAAAAAUAUGGAAAUAAGCUGCAUGGUUAGCUUGACUCUAAAUAUUUCACAAUCAACGUCAGGCCUAUGCAAAUGGGUAUCGAACAUUUACAUGCCUCCUGAAGCAUCAUGCAUUGUUUUGAGUGCGUGUUUAGUGUACAAUAUCAAUAAAAGGUGCAAACAUUG